This is a messenger RNA of Priceomyces carsonii, 4224 nucleotides long. RefSeq names its product protein kinase (gene HSL1). Gene Ontology annotation, cellular component: cytoplasm. Lineage: Eukaryota; Fungi; Ascomycota; Pichiomycetes; Serinales; Debaryomycetaceae. The coding region runs from base 1 to 4224 and encodes 1407 amino acids. Gene Ontology annotation, biological process: intracellular signal transduction; protein phosphorylation. The record is from RefSeq and is a predicted model, not a curated record. The transcript has a single exon. Gene Ontology annotation, molecular function: ATP binding; protein serine/threonine kinase activity.
AUGACGACCUUAGCUCCUCAAAGAAGUGGACAGUCCUACGAUAAUGGAUCGUGUGGGUCGUCUGUUAAUGUUGACAAGGUUGUACAAUCAGUUACGAACGCCACGAAGCGGUUAUCACAGAUUUCUACAAAUACAAAUAGCUCCAACCAAAAGCGAACCCACAGUCGUAUAGGACCGUGGAAGCUUGGAAGAACUUUAGGCAGAGGAUCCACUGGUAGGGUUAGAUUGGCGAAAAAUGUCGACACCGGGAAAUUGGCAGCUAUUAAAAUUGUACCCAAGUCUAAGUUCAAGAAGUUAGAGAACCCAAAGUACAAAAGGGAUUCCCUCAAUAAUAAAGGCUUACCUUAUGGGAUUGAAAGAGAGAUUAUCAUAAUGAAAUUAAUCUCUCACCCAAAUAUUAUGGGCUUAUAUGAUGUCUGGGAAAACAAGAAUGACUUAUAUUUGAUUCUAGAAUAUAUUGAGGGUGGUGAAUUAUUUGAUUAUCUUAUUAAGAAAGGAAGGCUUCAAGAAUUUGAAGCCGUGAGCUAUUUUAAACAGAUCAUCAAUGGGAUAGGUUAUCUUCAUCAGUUUAAUAUCUGCCAUAGAGAUCUAAAGCCCGAGAACUUGUUGCUUGAUUUUAAUAAGAGUAUCAAAAUAGCAGAUUUUGGAAUGGCGGCUUUAGAGGUCGGUGAGAAACUAUUGGAAACGUCUUGCGGUUCUCCUCACUAUGCUUCGCCAGAAAUAGUCGCUGGAAAAACUUACCACGGAGCUCCUUCAGACAUUUGGUCUUGUGGUAUUAUUUUAUUUGCCUUAUUAACGGGGCAUUUGCCUUUUGAUGAUGAAAACAUAAGAAUGCUAUUAUUAAAGGUACAGAAUGGCAAGUAUAUCUUGCCUCCAGAUUUAAGCUGGGAGGCCAAGGACUUGAUUUCAAAAAUGUUAAAAGUGAAUCCGGAAGAUAGGAUAACAAUCAAAGAAAUUUUAGUUCAUCCUUUGAUGGUUAAAUAUCCUGAACCUCCGAUAGCAUCAACUUCUUCAAAAGCUAAAAAUCUUCAGAGCCCUAAGGUAAUUCCAGGCGAAGCCAUUGAAAAGAUUGAUAAAGAAAUAUUGAAGAAUUUGUCGGUACUCUUUCAUAAUUGUAGUGAGCAAUCCAUUGUUUCAAAAUUACUAUCGAAGGAUAAGUGCCCCGAGAAAAUGUUCUACUUCAUGCUUCUAAAGUAUAGAAAUGAGCAUUCGAGUGCACAUAUGAACUACGAUGAAAAUGAUACGGAUUUUUCAUUCACGGACUCUAAAGUUACUAUACCAAGAUCUACCUCAAUUGUGAAAACAACUGUGAUUGACCCGAAGACUGGCGAUAAGCAUACAACAAUAAAAAAGAUACCUAGAAGUACAUCUGGGAACUCUAAUAAAUCAUCUAAGAAUCUGAAAGGUGAAAGAGUGCUAUCUAAUAUAACCAAUGCCCCUAAUGGUUCUCUUCGAAAUUUCAAGGCUUCGAAUUCUUUCAACAAGAAAAAGACUUUACUUCAUAAUCAAGUGAUAUCGACGCCUUCAGCUAAAUCUGCUCAGAAGAAGACAAAAUCAAAUAGUCCGCCAAAGCAACAACAGCCCGAUGUGCCGCCAAAAAUAAAGCGGAGGCCAACUGGGCUUUCUGGCUUAGAUGAUGUUGCUUUUAACACCACUGAUGUUGAAGAGAGAAGUACGGCGGGAGACAGUAUGUCAAAAGAAACACAACAACAGAAGGUUGAGCAUCAAUUAAGAGCUCUGAAAUUAGCUGGUUCUUUUGGAAACAAAUCUCUUUUAAACUUUGAGUUGAUUUGCCUGGAAGUCUUCGGAGAGACCAAAACCUUAAAGACUUUGUCGAACGAGCCGAAUAAACUGUCUAAGGAAGUCCCACGUUUGUCAACGGAAAAUAAAGGUGGCUUAUCGGAAUUCAUUAAGCACGAACGAGAAUUGGCUGCUAAAGUGAGACGAAUAAACGAAGAAAGGGACAUAAAGUUCAAACAGGAAAAAGAAAAAACGGAAAAGUUGCGAAAAGAAAAUGAAUUAAAGAGGAAGAAAGAACAAGAAUUGCAAAAUGAAAAGUUACGCCUGUUGCAGGCUGAAGCGUUAUCGAAGUUGAAAUCGCAGCAGGACUUAAAUGAACAAUCAGUCAGGACAUCGCGACGUCAUGUUACCGAGCCUAUUAGCUCCUCGUUAGAUCCAAAAGCAGGUUCCAAUUCACUUCUUAGGGCCAAAUCUUUGGCUGCGUCCCAUAAUCCACGGUUGAAUCAAAACACCUCGAAUGUUUUAAGACAAUUGGGAAUUGAUGUAAAACCCCCAAUGAGUAGCUCACAUCAACCUCCUAUCAAAACUUCGAGCUCAAGAAAUUUAUCUAAAUAUUUACAUGCGGAUGCUACAAAUGAUUCCUCUUUAGAGAAGAUCGAGGUUGAAAAAGAAAAUUUUAGCUUAGAUGAGUUCAAUAGAAAGGAGGGUUCGUCGUCGACGAUUCUCAAACCGUUGCCUGACACAGUAAAAAAAGAUCACAAUACAACUUAUAGAUCCCUAUUGAGUGAUAUCAAUGAAAAUAAUGCAAAUUCUUUCGAUGAUACGUCUAUCAUGUCGAAUACAUUCAAUAGAAAGCGAACAUCAAAUAAUGAUUUGAUCCCUAAUCCAAGGUUCUCCAAAAUGUCUUUUGGUGGUUUAUUAAAUACCUCGAAAUAUGACAUUGGUGAUAUAACAAUCAUGAAUAAUUUAGGGACUUCUGCUGGGACCGUUGUAAGGAAAACUGUUGAAAAACCGGAUGCUUCUCACACAACCAAUCGCAAGUCAGUUGUCUCUUUAUCAGGAUUGGGUAUCAAUGUCCCUGAAACUAAAAAAGAAAGUUCCUUAGAUCAUAAUGAUGUCUCAGAGUACAAUGAAACCUGGGCUAAAAGUGAUUUUUAUUCAGUCGCAUUGUCAGAUUCCAAAGAUGUCACGUCAGUACAUAUAUCCAAUUUACAGAGAGAUGCUAUUGACAACCACGGAGAAGGUAAAUUUGAUGGCAUGGAUGAUUCUGAUGACUCAAUUUCCACUGUUCUUCAAGAUAAAGAGAACCAGAAUUUGCAAACAGGAUAUAUGGAAAGUGAUAUUUCCAAUAUCGAUAUUAUAAGCUCAACUACUGCAGAAGUAGGACAUUCCAAUAAAACCAGGCCUAGCUUAGUUGAGCAUAAUGAAUCAUCUAGAGCAUUUUCGAGUGAAUCUAAAUCCGACGAGUCUAUUGAGGUUUUAUAUAAGAAUUAUGGCAAUUUCUAUGAGGAACCUCAAAUGAAAUAUGGAUUAACAAAGCCUCUGAAAGGAAAAGAAGCUAAAAGUCCUGACAGUCAGUCAUCUGCUCAUAGUGAAGGUCCGUUUUCCUUCAAGGAAUCCGCUACUCUAGAAGGAUCAGAUGCAGCUACUCUAGACGGAGAUAUCGUAUCUCAUCCCUCUGAUAAUGUGUCUCCAUCAAAACAGUCAGAAAAAAUGGUCGAUCAAGAAGACGACAAACAGCUCAAUGAGGCUAGAAUAAAGAAGGCAACUUCUUCUCGCAUAUUUGGUUCAAUUGUGUCAGCAGAUCACAGUCCUGAGAUUGAUAUUAAGAAUGACGCUGAGGGUAGUCCAAAUGCAGCAGAACUCAGUCCGACCAGUCCCUCUACAGCCGGUCACCCCAUGUCGAUAAUAGAGGACACUCAUGGUAAUUCCCUUUUAAAAAGACUAAGUUUGAUUCCCAAGAGGCACGCUCCCAAGCCUCCUCAACAGCGACUCUCUAAAGGAUACGAUAAGUUUUCUAAAAUUCCAGCUCCUAGACAAAAAGAAGAAGGUCCUAAGACUAGAAAGAAGGAAAACUGGUUCAAGAAGUUUUUGCAUUCGUUGUCCAUGUCUCCCAAAUUAGAUUCUCAUCCAAGUGAAAUCAAUGCUAAUAUUUGCAUUAUAGAUUCCAGUUUAAAUGCCAUUGAUUUAUCAAGAGUGAUUAAAAAUCAAUUGGAGUUGAAAAAAAUUGAAGGAUCCAUAAGCGAAGUUGACAUAGACGAAGAGUUUGGUUUAAUCAAUGGAGCUAUUCCUUCAAGGUUUUCCUAUGGCAGAAAAUUGAGAUUCAAAAUAGAGAUAAUCGACUUGCAAGAUAGCUCUUCGUUAUAUAUCACCAAACUCAGGGGGAGCGAUAGAGGAUUCCGAAAUUUGGUCAACAUAGUGAAACUAGUAACUAAGCAAGAGGAAGCUGCAAAUAGAACGUCCAGAUAUUCCACUUAUCGAUGA